AUGUCUUCUACUGUCACUCCGCCCAAUUUGAUUUCAGACGGGCUGUCGUCGCUGGUGUUGUCCAAAAGGUAUCUGGCGUACGCAAGACCGCCGCACCUGUAUAAGCUGGAGCAUGAACAACAACCGGACCCGCAGGAAGCGGUCGUCGACUGGCAGCCAACAGCUUGGGUGCCUACUCCGCUGCAACAGCAGCCGCCAAUACAGAUAACGACUACGCCGCCGGCCGUGCAAGCUCGAUUCGAGCCAUCUGACGUGUUUACGCCGUUAGUGUUUGAGGCGCAGCGACCGCAACAGCCGCCACCGUUGUGGAAACGCACGGCGGAACAAAUGCCUCGCGAAACACACAUAAUGCGGCCCCCGCAACCGCCACACCCGGCCAAAAACUGUAACUAUCGGUCGCCGCAGCCAUCGCCACCCGACCAACAAGCCAACAGACCAGACGAUUUCAGUUGGUUGGUCAACUUUCAGGUGGCGUCGAUUUUCGAAACGAACACGACAGUGACAGCAAUCUGCGGCAAUGCGGACAGCGAUAAUUGGCAUGAACAAGAAGUGCAAAAACAAAAAAGAAAAGUCGCCAAACCCGAACAAAAACCUGUUCAAAAAAUCAAUCGGAAACCAUACAGAUUACCGCCGUCAAGGUUGGACAAAGCCAACAAACCUGGUUACACCUAUACAGAAAUGAUUCAUCAAGCCUUAAUGGAGAAAAAAGAACUUCCUGUAGCAGAAAUUUAUCAUUGGAUAUCGAGUCAUUUUCCAUACUUCCGGGAAGACGAUGAACGCUGGAAGAAUUCAGUUCGUCAUAAUUUGUCUAUAAAUCCGAAUUUUCGGAAAGGACGGAAGUCUCAAGGAGCUGGUCAUUAUUGGAGACUGUGCAAUACCGAAGAAAGUUUAGGACAACGCGAGUACACUACACCUACUGAAGAAGAAGAAACGUCACCAUCGCCACAGGAGUCAUCUGAACUAGAACAGGCUUGUAAAUAUCUGGAAAGCGAACUACAGAGAGAUGAUAGUUUAGACGAUGUCAAACUACAAGCAAGCUUCGACAGCGCAUUAGAUAACGAAAUGUACACCAACUCGUUUUUGAUUUCUAGUCCGGCCAAAUAUGUCGGCGAUCAAAUCAGUAUAUCAAAUAAUGAUUUCCAUUCAUACGGUGCAAACCUAUUGGAAGAGUCUAUAGACUUUCAGUAUUAUAAUUUAUAAUGGACCAGCUCAAAUUUUUUGGUUUUGUAUUUUUACAAGUCAUUAUUUCUUUUAAAUAACUAAGACUGACCAAAACCAAAGUGAUCAUUUUAUAAA
This is a messenger RNA of Adelges cooleyi (spruce gall adelgid), 1296 nucleotides long. Its product is annotated as forkhead box protein R1-like. Gene Ontology annotation, cellular component: nucleus. Gene Ontology annotation, biological process: regulation of DNA-templated transcription. The record is from RefSeq and is a predicted model, not a curated record. Bases 1 to 1200 code for a protein of 399 amino acids. Lineage: Eukaryota; Metazoa; Arthropoda; Insecta; Hemiptera; Adelgidae. Gene Ontology annotation, molecular function: cis-regulatory region sequence-specific DNA binding; DNA-binding transcription factor activity. The transcript is spliced from 4 exons.